AUGUCACUCCCUCUCGCACUCCCUCUCGUCGCGGUCGAUUCCAAGGUAGCGGACACAUGGCGGGCGUCGGUAGCAGUUGGAGGGAUGACUUGUGCGGCCUGCGCGGGAGCCAUUACAAAGGAACUCGAAGGGAAAGAUUGGGUCCGGAGGGUCGUCAUCAAUCUCCUCUCCAACAGCGCCACGAUCGACUUUGAGGGCGCACAACACAGGAACGAUAUCGUCGGGAGCAUCGAGGACAUUGGAUUUGAGGCAACGAUCGACAACGUUGUUGAUUUGGCGGCAGUCGAGAAAGGUGGCCAAGAACAAACUAUCCACAGGACCGUUGAUAUUUUGGUGCAGGGGAUGUUCUGCAACAGCUGCCCAGACAGAGUUGGCGACGCACUCGAAGCCUUUGCUGGACGUUUGAAGAUCGAGAAGGCACUAACGGUGCAAGAUCCCAUCAUAACCAUCCGAUAUACUCCCCAGGUACCAAAUUUUACUAUUAGAACUAUCGUCUCAGCAAUAUCAAGCAUGAACCCCGCAUUCAAACCUACAAUAUAUCAUCCACCAACCAUAGAGGAGCGAUCCCGGAAAAUCCACGCCAGGGAGCAGCAUCGAAUUUUGAUCAGGGUCGUGCUGACCCUCGUUCUGGCCAUCCCGACUCUCAUCAUUGGAAUCAUAUACAUGAGUCUAGUUUCCAAAAAUGAUCCCGGCCGGCAAUUCUUCAUGGCACAACUCGAAGCAGGAGUCAGCAGAGCGCAGUGGGCGUUGUUCAUCAUGGCAACUCCUGUAUACUUUUUCUGCGCCGAUGUAUUUCAUAAGCGAGCCCUGAAGGAAAUUAAAUCCAUGUGGCGGCCGGGAAGCAAGACUCCGUUACUGCAAAGAUUUUACCGCUUUGGCAGCAUGAACAUGCUUAUGUCUAUUGGUACAUCGAUAGCCUACUGGUCGUCUGUUGCUCAAUUGAUUGCUGCUGCCUUUCAUUCCCAUGGGAUGGUGGAUAACAACUCCUUCUACUUCGAUUCGGUGGUCUUCUUGACUCUCUUCCUGCUCACUGGACGUUUCAUCGAAUCAUACAGCAAGUCGAAGACAGGGGAUGCGGUCACCUUACUUGGAAAGCUUCGGCCCACAAAGGCACUUCUGGUAACAUCCGACUUCAACUUUAGCGCAAGCGACGAGACUCUCAACAAUGAGAAUGCAAACGGCGUCGAAACUGUCCAACGGGUCAAUGUUGACCUCCUGGAGUUCGGUGAUAUUGUCAGAGUCUUACACGGAGGUUCUCCACCAUGCGAUGGGACUGUGAUUCAUGGCGAGACCAAAUUCGAUGAAUCCAGUCUGACUGGAGAAUCGAGACUUGUCAAGAAGGUCAUUGGAGACGACGUAUUCUCUGGCACAGUCAACAAAGAUGCUCCUGUUUCGAUCGAAAUCACUGGGGUGGCAGGAUCCUCGAUGCUUGAUCAAAUCGUGAAAACUGUUCGUGAAGGCCAAACCAAACGAGCUCCCAUGGAACGCAUCGCAGAUACCUUGACCAGCUAUUUCGUCCCUUUCGUCACCUUGAUAGCUAUUAUGACCUGGAUUGCCUGGCUUUGCUUGGGUCUUUCGGGAGCGCUCCCCAAGGACUACCUUGGUUCCGAGACAGACAGUUGGGCCGUUUGGUCUCUGCAAUUUGCCAUUGCAGUGUUCGUUGUAGCUUGUCCUUGUGGACUUGGCCUUGCUGCACCCACUGCCAUCUUCGUCGGAAGUGGAUUGGCUGCAAAGCAUGGAAUAUUGGUCAAGGGUGGAGGUGAAGCGUUCGAGAAAGCUAGCAAACUCGAUUGUGUCGUAUUCGACAAGACGGGCACUUUGACUGUUGGUGGUGAGCCGGUCGUUACGGACUUCGAAAGUUUCACUGUCGAAGCUGAGAUGGUCGAAGAUGAAAACGAAGUUGAGAGCAGGGUACUUGGUAUGGUCAACGCGAUCGAAGGAAACAGCAGCCACACAGUCGCCAAGGCUUUGGCUUCGUUCUGCCAAGAGAAGCAGUUGGAAGGACGAGAUAUCGGAAUUGAUGUUGACCAUGUUGAAGAAGUGGCUGGGAAAGGGAUGAAGGGAACAUUCCACGCCAAUGACACAACCGAAGACGUGGAAAUGAUCAUCGGCAACGAGCUCUUGAUGUCCGACAGCAUGGUUGAUAUUUCACGGUCGACUCAAUCUACAAUCGACGAAUGGAAGUCAAAAGGACGAUCCAUCGCCCUCGCAGCCGUAAGAUCUAACACAGACAAGAACGAAGACGACUGGUUCUCAACAUCUAGCUGGCAACUCGCAGCCGCCUUUGCCGUCUCCGACCCUGUCCGACCAGAAGCAGCGGGAAUCAUCAAAGCGCUUCAGAAACGAGGCAAGGACGUUUGGAUGUUGUCUGGCGAUAACCAGAUCACAGCUAACGCCAUCGGAGCUCAAGUCGGAAUCCCAACCAGCAACAUCAUCGCUGGCGUCCUGCCCAGCCAAAAAGCAGAGAAGAUCCAGUAUUUACAGAAAUCCCUCAAAUCUCGCAAUGCCAACAGAACAGAACAUGCCCAAAGCAGAGCGUUGGUUGCAAUGGUCGGAGACGGAAUCAACGACUCCCCAGCCCUCACGAUGGCAGAUGUCGGCAUCGCCAUUGGCUCGGGCUCAGAUAUCGCUAUCUCUUCUGCGGAGUUCGUGCUCGUCUCCAGCAACCUGAAUUCUCUCAUCACAUUGCUUGAUCUAAGUAAAUUUGUAUUUAGGAGGAUCAAGUUUAAUUUUGGCUGGGCUUUGGUCUACAACCUUUUUGCGCUGCCAGUUGCAGCUGGCGCGCUGUAUCCGAUCAAAAGCCAUGGAGUUCAUAUCAGACUGGAUCCGGUUUGGGCGAGUUUGGCGAUGGCGAUGAGUAGUAUCUCUGUUGUGCUGAGUAGUCUGGCGUUGAGAAGUAGGCUGCCUUGGGCUGGGUUCAAGGUUGCCGAGCAGGUGGGACGUGAGAACUGA
Molecule: messenger RNA, 2952 nt
Organism: Hyaloscypha bicolor E
Lineage: Eukaryota; Fungi; Ascomycota; Leotiomycetes; Helotiales; Hyaloscyphaceae
Product: putative copper-transporting ATPase 3
Exons: 2
Coding region: 1-2952 (983 amino acids)
Biological process (GO): monoatomic cation transport; copper ion homeostasis
Cellular component (GO): membrane
Molecular function (GO): copper ion binding; P-type divalent copper transporter activity; ATP binding
Source: RefSeq, a predicted model, not a curated record